Molecule: messenger RNA, 2877 nt
Organism: Lineus longissimus
Lineage: Eukaryota; Metazoa; Nemertea; Pilidiophora; Heteronemertea; Lineidae
Exons: 5
Coding region: 620-2239 (539 amino acids)
Source: RefSeq, a predicted model, not a curated record
UAGAUAUAAAAAUUGAUUUCCGUAUGCAGUGAUUGUGCCAAAGCACUAAUGAUAGUAUAUGCCUUAUAUGAAACGGCCUACGUCGAUGCAUUUUCUUAGCCAAGAAUUCAUCAUCUCGAUAGGCCUACAUACUGACACAAAAGCCUCAAUAGAUUUUCUCGUCAGUUGGAAACAAGGCUGACUGACGUUUACCAGCAGCCUCGCUUUCAAAAUGGCCUACAUUAACCUCGACUCCUUCUGAACAACUAUCAAAAUUCCUAUCUUCCGUGCACAGCAUUAUUGAUUGCGUUGGGAGAGGUUGGCUGGAAAGCUGAACGUGUCCAGGCAGAUCUCGAUCUGACGUCAUUUGUUGGCAAGGGAAUCCCGAUCGUGGAGGGCUUGCCCGUUCUUGUUCUCGUCUGCUAUUGAUUUUCUCCUGUAUAAAAGCGCUGUUUUCUGACUGGUCUGACAGAAUUGAAUGAUACGCUGAACUAGUCGUUUGUUGAACGCUACCAACAGACAACGCCAGAAUAUUUGCUUGGUGCUAUCCGUAUAUGAGAUACUAUCACUGUAUCAGGAUAGAAGUCAACUGAAUCAUCGGGAUCAAGCCAGCUGCUCCACUGAAGAGGUAAACUCUAUCAUGCCUGGACUAAAACGAAAAGCAUCAACAAUGUCAACCAGAAGUGCUUCGACAGCCUCGACCGACAUGCCCGGACUGAAAAGGACCAGAUCAUCAACCAAAGGCGAUGCGUCGCCAUCGCCAGCUAAACGCGCGCAGUUCAAUGGAGGAGCAGCGGCAGCUGGACCAUUUCCCACCGGGCCUGGUGGACCAAUGGAGAUCGUGUUCUCCUUUGAUACAACUGGCUCCAUGUCGAGCUGUCUGAUGGAGGUCAGAAAGAACCUAACCAACAUGAUCAGCCGUCUGCAAAAGGAUAUCCCCGGUCUCCGAAUCGCUGUGUUUGCUCAUGGUGACUACUGCGAUGUACGUAAUUACGUCACGAAAUACGUGGACUUUACGACUGACGUCACGAAACUUGUAGAUUUCGUCAACAAUGUUAGCUCCACCGGUGGCGGAGAUUCGGAUGAGUGCUACGAGUUGGUUCUGUACGAGGUUCGAACCAAGCUCUCUUGGAGUCCUGGGACGCAGAGGUCACUUGUUAUGAUUGGGGACGCUAACCCACACGGCGUGUCAUAUCCUGAGAAUACGCUCAAGUUAGAUUGGAAAAAAGAAACGGAUAAACUCGCCGCAGAGGCAGUACAUAUUUACGGUGUUAACUGUAGUGCUACCGGCAAUGCUGUGGAUUUCUACAAAUCUCUCGCCUCGAAGACAGACGGAAAAUACCUCGAAUUGAAGGCCUGGGACAACAUCUUUGACAUGAUGAUGGCAAUCUGCUACAGGGAACAUGGAGCAGAUUUCUUUAUGGCAUACGAACACGAAGUUCGUUCUCGCGGCCCCGCGGUCUCGCACGAGGUGGACGCCAUGUUGAGAACGUUGAGGCAUUCCGAUGAUGAUGAUGGUUCGGAUAGCGAUGGGACUACUGGUGCUGCAGCGACAACAUGUACGACGGCUGUUCCGGUCGGACUAGUCACCCCAACGAAGACGAAAAAGCCAUCAUUGCUGAUCAAAAAGAAACUGCUACCAGCUCUAAAGAAGAAAACAACAACAACCAAGCCACUGAAGAAGAAGCCAUCAGCAGUGAAAACAAAACCUACUGCUGUGAAGAAAGUUUUCCGCGAGAGACUUGGAAAGCAUCCGCUCGCGUCGUCCCUGGAUUGGUCAAGAUGGCAGCUUAUGAUCAGCAACGCAAAGCCAACCAACCGAUUGGCAAAAAAAUGGAUUCCUGCUCGGUCGGGCGCGCCUGGAUUUAGAAGGAUUGGACUUUUCAAUGGUGAAACUCAGAAACCAGCAAUAUAUGAAGUAGGUGUCAAAUUACCCGAAUCUCGCAAAAUAAGUGGUGUGUAUUUCCGCCCAAGCAAUGGGUUUGAGUUGCGGUGCCAUCUUGAUACUUAUCUGUUCCGACAUGAGCACCUGACCGCACAAAUCAAUGACGUUGUCAACAACAAGUGUGACGUUUAUAUCAGGCGGGCAGUGCUGCCUCCAACGGUAGAUAUUGACGGUGCAAUGCUCUCGGGACCUUUUCAAAUCAGAGACUAUGUCAGGAAGCACGUUGAAUAUGCUUGGAAUAAGCGUAUCUACGGCAAGAGGCGACACAGGGUAGUUAUCAAGAAGGGGAUCAGGAUUUCCAGUGACAAAUUUUGAAAUAUUUGUAACGGUUUAAUCUAAAUGAGCAUCAUAUUACUGUAUAAGUAAGACUUUCUCAUCUUGAACUGUAUCGAGAUAAAGCUAUUAGGUUCUCCAGUAUUGUUGAAGUGCAAUUUGUGUUGGAUAUAGAUAUACAAAUAAAACUUUCACAUUCUGUAUCUAAAUAUUAUGUGUUGAGAUGAGCAUAAUGCAUCGUCAUGUAUCAUUAGUACAAUUGUAUAUACGUACAAGUACAUUAUCGGAUCUUAUUAACGUUUAGCAGCAACAAUAAAAAACCUCGUCACGAAGUGAGGAUGCUCUGUUAUUUUCAGUCAUUAUGGUUCGUGGUACUCCGAGACUGUAAAUAAUUUAAACUGCCGUCACCAGCCACAACGACUGGAAACAUGACAGCAGCUCUUCAUCAUGUGAUUGGGAAGUCCUGAUUAGCCAACAAAAAUGAAGAUCAAAACUCGAGGCCCGCUGACAACACUCUUCAAAUAUCAUUAUCAGAUGAGUGUUCCUAGUUUUGAUGGAGUUUUUAUCUACAUUUGUCUGUUGAAGUUGUAAAUAGCGAAAUAGUUGAUAGCGGUUUGUUUGUUUCUGCGACAUUGUUGUGCUCAAUUUGUAAAUGUUGUAAAUGUAAUAAUAAAAGAAAA